CCGGGGCGCGGCCUCGCCGGCGCAGCCGCCCCGCGCAGCGCCCGCGCCCCGCGCAGCGCCCGCGCCCCGCGCAGCAUGGAGCGCCGGGUCGCCCGCGAGUUCCGGCACAAGGUUAAUCUACUAAUUGACAAUGAAGCUGAGAAAGAUUACCUUUAUGAUGUGCUGCGGAUGUACCACCAAUCUAUGAAUCUCCCAGUGCUUGUGGGGGACCUAAAACUGGUGAUUAAUGAACCAAGCAGGUUGCCUCUCUUUGAUGCUAUCCGCCCACUUAUCCCAUUAAAACACCAGGUGGAAUAUGAUCAGCUUACACCCAAAAGAUCACGAAAGCUGAAAGAAGUGAGAUUGGAUCGUUUGCAUCCUGAAGGGCUUGGAAUAAGUGUGAGAGGUGGAGUGGAAUUUGGCUGUGGCCUCUUCAUCUCCCAGUUAGUUAAAGGAGGACAGGCAGACAAUGUUGGACUUCAGGUUGGAGAUGAGAUAGUUCGUAUAAAUGGAUAUUCCAUUUCGUCAUGCACACACGAAGAAGUCAUAAACCUCAUUCGUACAAAGAAAAUAGUGUCCAUAAAAGUAAGACAUAUUGGCAUGAUACCUGUCAAAAGUUCAGCAGACGAACCCCUUAAAUGGCAAUAUGUGGACCAGUUUGUGUCGGGCUCUGGGGAAGGAAAGGGCAGUGUUGCUGGUCUUGCCUCUUCUGGAGGGAGAGACAAUAAAGAAAAGAAAGUCUUCAUUAGCUUGAUUGGUACAAAAGGCAUGGGAUGCAGUAUUUCCAGUGGCCCAACACAAAAACCAGGCAUUUUUAUCAGCAAUGUUAAGCCAGGUUCUCUUUCAGCAGAGGUGGGCUUAGAGGUUGGUGAUCAGAUUGUUGAGGUAAAUGGAGUGGACUUUUCUAAUGUGGAUCAUAAAGAGGCUGUCAGAGUGCUCAAAAGCAGUCGUACUUUGACUAUCUCUGUGGUAGCAGGCGCAGGAAAGCAGCUGUUCAUGACUGAAGAAGAAAGGCAGAGAGAAGCACGUCUCCGUGAGCAAGAACGCCAGGAGUUAAUGCAUCAGAAGCGACUUGCGCUGGAGACUAACAAAAUCAUCAAAGAGCAGCAAGAGAAAGAGAGAUUAAGAAAACUGGAGAUUUCCCAGAAGGCUGCAGAGGAAGAAGAGAGAUAUCGCAGAGAAAUAGAGCAGAUAACAGCAGAGGAAGAGAAAUUUAAAAAGGAGUGGGAAGAAGACUGGGGCCCUAAAGAGCCUCCCAAAUCUCUAAAAACUGUAACUGCAGAAGUGCACUCUGCCCCUCAUUCCAAACACAAGAUAGAUUUAAAGGGAGUUGCACAUGACCAACUUGAAACAGAUGACAUGGAUGAAGUGAUCAUGAAGCAGGACAAACAGGGCUUCCAGAAAUAUUUGGAAGAUUUUGAUCCAUAUUCAAUGUUUACCCCAGAGCAGAUUAUGGGGAAAGAUGUACGGCUAUUACGAAUUAAAAAGGAAGGAUCAUUAGACCUUGCAGUCGAGGGAGGAAUUGAUUCUCCAGUUGGAAAGAUAGUUGUGUCUGCCAUCUAUGAGGGUGGUGCUGCAGACAAACACGGAGGCAUAGUGAAAGGGGAUGAAAUACUAGCUGUAAAUGGCAAGAUAUUGAUUGACAGCAAGCUGGCAGAAGCACAGGCAACUCUAGCAAAAGCUUGGAACAUGGGUGGGGACUGGAUUGACUUAGUCAUUGCAGCAUCACCUCUGAAGGAAUAUGAUGAUGACAUGACAUUUUUUUGAAGAAGGCUACGCUGGAGAAAUGAAGUCUUUCCCCUGCAGAAACCUGCUGCUCUGUACAUUAGUAGGAAAUCAAUAACUAGAUGAAACGCAUCUUUAUUUGACAGAAAUUUGAAAAAUCAGACCUGUAAAUUGAGACUUCAGAUUCUUCAGGUAAUUUGAGUAAUUUAAAAUCAUUCCAUAGACAUACAGCAAGAAAUUUUUGCAAGAUCAUCAAGAAGGACUGCCAGUGAGCAUAGUUUGGUCUGUGAGAACUCAAGUCUAUUUUUUGCUGUUUUGGGGGGCUAAAUUUUGAGAAUUGUCUUCCAGUUUUCCUGGAAAUAGACACCAAAAUGGCAAAUGAAGACAGAACACAGACGUCUGUUCCGACAUGCAACACUUGUGACUACACGUUCACAGGCCAGUUUGGGUGCGAAAAGGAUUAUAUUUUUACUCCGUACAUAGCGAUUUUCCAUGGGGAAAUGGGAAUGUAUAUAGGUAACUUCUCACUUACGUUCUUGUAGCUUUCUUAAUGUCCAUUUCUGAUGCUCAGUUGUGAGGGUUUUUUUGACUAUAAAAACCCUGUCAGUGAAAGAACCAGUAAUACCAGGAGAGCAAGCAUUAUAAGGAAUAAUUUUGGUGACGUUUACACAGUAUAAAGAAUCUUCUCUACCAGCAAACUAAACAUCUAGCAAGUAGUCCAGAUAAAAUCAUUAUGUGUAGUCACAGUUAUACUACCAAUAUUUGUAUUGGUGGCAAAAGUUACUCCCUCAUAUGGGUGGAAAAUUUGGGUGUGAUUCAGUCUGCAGUUCUGUACUUCAUUCUCAGUGAGGCUACAGACAUGAAUAAACUGUAGGAAGUCACUAAGUGUAACAUUUUGCUCAUGGUGACUAUGUGUCUUCUGUUUAGAUAAAUUCCUCGAGAUUAUAAAAUCUUUACUAACCUGACUUUAAAUAUGUAUGAUUACAGUUGUAGACUUAGUAAUUUCUUUAUAUUCUCAAGAUAGCUCCUUAAAAAUGUCAUUGUUUUCCUUCCUUCCUUGUAUCUACCAGUUUGUAUUCUGUUCUUCAUAUUGUGUUUAGAUUUUUCUUACCUGGACUAAUGAGAGCUACUUUAUAGUUCUUUGGCAUAUCAAAUUCCCACUGAAGUCUUGCCUUUUCAGGGUUUGGAAACUCUCCUUUCUGUAACACAGGGAAGUAAAAUUACAUUCCUGAGAACUCUGUGCUUAUGUGGAGAUGAUUAAUUACAUUGACUUUCUUCAUUUGCAGUCUUGUUCCAGUAUUCCAAUUAAUGUGUCUGGCAAGGGUACACAUGUUAGAAUGUUUACAAUUUUAACUCUUACAACUAAUCCAGAAAUAAAAUUACAUUUGC
Messenger RNA from Phalacrocorax carbo (great cormorant), 3093 nucleotides. The record is from RefSeq and is a predicted model, not a curated record. NCBI's taxonomy places the organism in Eukaryota, Metazoa, Chordata, Aves, Suliformes, Phalacrocoracidae.